Molecule: messenger RNA, 1208 nt
Organism: Oppiella nova
Lineage: Eukaryota; Metazoa; Arthropoda; Arachnida; Sarcoptiformes; Oppiidae
Source: the annotation of a GenBank genome assembly
CGUGAUGAGUGCACUACAGAUGACAACAUAAACACAAUUAAGUGAUCAUUGAAUUGGUUUUUGUCCGCAAUUUUGCAUUCAAUUCAAGUAUAUCUCUUCACCAGUGAUCACUUGACUCUAAAUAAUGGCAACUCUUGUGUACAACUCUUUGGGUUUCUACAAGAUUCCCAUAACGAAGACAUUGCUGUCAUCACUGAUGUUGAGUUGCGGUGCACUUCAUGUGCCGAUUGUCGCCAAUUAUAGACAUCUUAUGGUCUGCAGUGUCAAUGACAUCCUCUUCAGACAUCAGUUGUGGCGACUGAUGGUCUCGAAGAUGGUGUUCGCAGACAUGAAAGACAUGGUCUGCGGAUGUCUUCUACUCUAUUACUUACGUGUCUUUGAGCGCAGGUUUGGAUCAAACAAAUAUUCGUCCUAUCUGUUGGCGUGUUUUACCAUCUCUUCACUACUGGAAGUGUCAUUAGUCUGGGCUCUCAAUGCACUCAAUGUGACAGACAUUGAAUACUUAACGCCCGGACCAUUUAAUAUAAUAUUUGCACUUUUCGUCAACUAUUACUUCGAUGUCCCGGCGCUACACAGCACACCAUUCCUGGGAAUUCCUAUAAACGCUAAAUCCUUGACAUACCUCCUCGGCCUUCAGGCGAUGAUAUCGACGAACAGUAGUAUUGUUUGUGCCGUCUCUGGACUCGUAACGGGUUUCAUCUGUCGCUGGAAUGUCUUCCAUGUCUGCGAUAUCAUCAAAGUUCCCAAAUGUGUGGCGUCUGUAGUGAGCAAAGUGUUGGGAGGGCUCUUGUGUUCGGGACCACCGGCCGAGAGUCCCAUACAAAUGGGCGCCACGUUUGAGAUCCAAAGACAACAACAGAUAGAAUUAGCGGAACAACAGAUGCUUUUCAGCCGAUUUGCAGAAAUGAAUCCACGAAACGAUUCAAAUGUCUUUCCAAACCGACGGCAAAACGAUUUAAGCGCGCAGUCGUCCAGCGCUUCUGCCAAUUCUGAAGCGAGCGGUUCCACGAAUGCCGAACACGUGACCACAUUAGUGGAGAUGGGGUUCAGCCGGCAGAACGUGGUUCGAGCCCUUCAGCGGUCCAACAACGACAUGAAUUUGGCCACAAAUAUACUUCUCAGCGAAUCGUAACUCUUUUAGUUAUAAAUUCAUAUUUUUGUUAAUUUAUUAAGUCUUUGAUCUUUUUAACACUUCAUUUGUAUAUAGG